AGCGUUAAUGCUGAUCAGUGUAGAGAUCACAGAAGGCACGGGCAGGCAGGUACAGAGCUCCCGGGGAGCACAGCGAAGACGAGUGUCGGUCACGGUGCCGGCUGCAGGGGAUGCUCAGUGACCGGGCUCUGCCGGAGAAGAGUCUGCCUUGUGCUCUCGGCUGUCAUUGAUGCUCCUGGCCUGCCGGAGCCAGCCAUCACCCUCACCCCAGCCUCUGCCAUCGCCAGCAGCAUCCUGCCCCUCGCCAUGGUGGAAGGGUUGCACCCUGCCUCUGCCUCCCUGGCUCUGUGGUCCACGUCCUCCGUGCUCUUCCUCUUAGCCAUCUCGGGCGCCCAGGCGUCCAACCAACUGCCCAGCGACUGCCACAAUGGCAAAGGCAAAAACAUCAACUGCUCAGAGCUGAACAUGAGAGAGUCUGACGUCCGUCGAGUUUGUGACGAGUCAACCUGUAAAUAUGGAGGAGUGUGCAAAGAAGAUGGGGAUGUUCUGAAAUGUGCCUGCCAGUUUCAGUGCCAGACCAAUUAUGUCCCAGUUUGUGGAUCGAAUGGAGACACUUACCAAAAUGAAUGCUUUCUGAGGCGGUCUGCCUGUAAACAGCAGAAGGAUAUAACAGUGGUGGCAAGAGGACCUUGCUUCUCUGAUAUCGCAUCUGGAUCUGGAGAAGGCGAAUAUGAGGGAUCGGGAACUGAAGUUCACAGGAAACCUUCCAAAUGUGGAGCCUGUAAAUAUGGAGCUGAAUGUGACGAAGAUGCUGAAGACAUUGGGUGCGUGUGUAACAUAGACUGCAGUGGACACAAUUAUAACCUUGUCUGUGCGUCCGAUGGAAAUUCCUAUUCCAAUCCAUGUUUGGUACGAGAGGCGUCGUGUCUCAAACAAGAACAGAUAGAUGUAAAGCAUCUGGGGAUCUGCACAGCAACCGAUGAAGUAAAUCCAGUUGGGAAGAAAGAUGAUGGUUUACAAUAUCGACCAGAGGUGAAAGACUCCAGUGAUCAGAGAGAAGAUGACUACAUGGGAAAUUACAUUCCAUGCUCGGAAAACUACAACGGUUAUUGUGUACAUGGGAAAUGUGAGUUAAGCUACUCAACUCAGAAGGCAUUGUGUCGAUGUGACUCCGGCUACACGGGCCAAUACUGUGACAAGACAGACUUUAAUAUUCUUUAUGUGGUUCCGAGCAGACAAAAGCUUACCCAUGUGCUCAUAGCAGCCAUUAUAGGAGCAGUACAAAUUGCAAUUAUAGUUGCAAUUGUUAUGUGCAUUACAAGAAAGUGUCCAAAAAACAACAGAGGACGCAGACAGAAACAGAACCUUGGCCAUUUCCCUUCAGAUCCGUCAUCCAGAAUGGUGUAGCUCCAAUGCAUUUUUUCCCUUGUUUAUUUUUUAUACUUACAUUGACCAUGUGAUGUACAUUUUAUUAUAUCUUUUUUUAAAGAAUGGAAAUAUUUAUUUCAGAGGCCUUAUUUUUGGACAUUUUAUAGUUUAACUUUGUUGGUUGUCUGUUGUAAGCGCAGUGCAUCGGAUAUGGACUGGUACAACUUUUAUUUGACUUUGUUUCUUUCAUUUUUUUUAUUAUUUUUUUAUAAUUAUUAUUCUUCACUGAAACAGACUCUUCAUUUUUUUUUUAUCCUGAAUUUGCUUUCACAUGGUCAUAAAUUACAGACAUGUUAUACUCGGAAAACAUCCCAAUAGUCAGAAACCGGUUGGGGUGCAGUUAGUAUACGUUGGGGUGAUUUGUUCUUGAGGGCAAUUGAGAAUUUAGAACUUUUUGAUCAUCGGUAAACAUGGAAGAGGUGUUUUAUGCAGUGCCAAUCUGAUCACAUCAACGAUUACACUGACUGCUAAUCUAAGUUAGCAUUAACCCCUAGAAGUUUAAAAUAAAGUGGCAAAUAAGAUGUUCACUAAAUUCCCAAAACUGGUUGCUCCUAUGGAACAGACUGAUUCCCUCCCGAGGUUGUUGAUACUGAACAAACAUCCAAAAAACAAAAAGGAUUACCACCUUGCAAACAAGGCAUGAGCUAAAGGCAACAAUGUUUACAGAUAACUUUUUUCUAAACAGACUUCAUAGAAGAUACACUGUGUUGAAGUAGGUAUUUCAAUGUUUUAUAGAUCUUACUGUAGUUAUUUUAUUUAUUUGUUAUUUUUCAGUCUUGUUUUUAACAACACUGACUAUCGCAUGAUAUGUGAAUUGUAUACUGUGAGUAGUGGUAAAAUGUUAAAUAUGUCCUAUGGUUUAACCCUACAAAUUUUGAACUGUUUGGCCUGUACAUCUAGGGUUAAAGUAAGCGGCAGGUCAAGAAUUUCCAAACCUGUCAUCAAGUACUGCUAAUGGGGAGUUUUUAUAUAUAUGUUUUUUUUCUUCAACCUGCCGCUUUGAAACCUGUGCUUAGGCAAAAGUAUAUAUGUAUAAAACAUGACUGGUUUCGGAUCGUCAGAGGGCACAUUUCAUUGUAACGUCGAUAUCCCCCUUUUUUUUUUACUUUUUUUCCGUGCGUAUCCCAUUGACUAUUUUUUUUACAAGAUUGCUAGAAAUGUGAAUCUGGCAUUAAAACAGCAAAUGUAUUUGACGCUGCAAAAAUAGAUGCCCCUACUGCCCUUGCUCUGGUGCUUCUCUAUGUCCGAUCUUUGAUCAAUAAUAUCCUUUUUUUUUUUCUUCCUCUCAUUAACCCUUUGGGUGCCAAGGGAAUGUUCUCCCUUGUGGCAGUUAAAUUAUAAUGUUGCAUUGAAUAUUUCUAAAGAAAUCAAAUGUUCGCACAACACUUUUGUUACAUUUAGAUAAACAUUUUAAGAAAAAAACUAAAAAUAUGUAAAGUGACAUUUGGAAUUCUUGAUCAGCAAAUUGUUUAUUUAAUCACCAUUACCAAAAUAAAAAAAGGCUGCUUUAAUAACA
This is a messenger RNA of Spea bombifrons (plains spadefoot toad), 2884 nucleotides long. It is a transcript of the gene TMEFF1, whose product is annotated as transmembrane protein with EGF like and two follistatin like domains 1. NCBI's taxonomy places the organism in Eukaryota, Metazoa, Chordata, Amphibia, Anura, Pelobatidae. The coding region runs from base 247 to 1347 and encodes 366 amino acids. The record is from RefSeq and is a predicted model, not a curated record. The transcript is spliced from 10 exons. Gene Ontology annotation, molecular function: protein binding.